AUGUCUCACGAUACAGAUCUGUUAAUAUCAGUGCCACGUUCUUGUAUAACAGAAUUUUAUAAUAAAUACCUCAAUUUGGUAGAAACAUUUUACUAUGUCACAUUAACUGAGAAUAAAUCGUCUUACGCUAAAGAGAAAACGGAUUAUGUGUAUUUCAAUGUUAUUUUCAAUUUGAAUCCAGCUGAUGGAACCUUCAACCCUCGUGAGCUGGUUGGGCGGAUACAGAAAUAUGUCGAGUCAUCGUUGGGAUGGGUGGGCGAACGAGGCGAGGACUCGAGCUACGACUCGGAGUGCGAGGACGAGAGUGCGCACCGCGCCGCGUCUCGCACUCCGUCCGACACACUGGCCGCGGAGUUCGCAGAGUACGUCACACUCGCUCCACCGCAGCCGAACCAGGCAAAGAUCGAGUUUGCGGUAAAGUUAGGUUACUCGGAACGUUUAGCGCGUACGGCGUUAAUGCGUCUGGGCCCAGACCCGCCGCGGAACGAAUUGCUCGCGGAACUGAUAAAACUAGCGGCGAAGCAGCCGCCGCGGGCGCUGUCGCCGCCGCCGCCGGCUGAGCCCGACCCGCCGCCCGACCGCGCGCCUCUCCGGCACAUCGUCAUCGAUGGCAGCAAUGUCGCCAUGAGCCAUGGCAACAAAGAAGUAUUCUCGUGUCGGGGCAUAGAAAUAUGUGUGGACUGGUUCCGCUCCCGCGGUCACAAGGAUAUCACAGUGUUCGUGCCAAAAUGGCGCAAAGAGGCCUCUAGACCGGAUAAUCCCGUGGCAGACCGCGACGCUCUAGAAAGGUUGGAGCGGGAACGCGUACUUGUAUAUACACCGAGCAGACUCGUCGGCGGAAAGCGCCUGAUAUGCUACGACGACAGAUACAUUUUGAAAUUGGCCGCCGAAACUGACGGGAUAGUGGUAUCGAACGACAAUUAUCGCGACCUCGCCGCGGAGAGCCCAGAGUUCCGGAAAGUGAUCGAAGAGCGAAUUCUCAUGUACUCGUUCGUGAACGAUCGGUUUAUGCCGCCGGACGAUCCGUUAGGUAGAUCAGGGCCGACGCUGGAUGCAUUUCUCCGUGCGCCUCCAUCCCGCGCAGAUCCUCCCCCAGCUUGCCCUUACGGAAGGAAAUGCACUUACGGGAACAAAUGCAAGUACCACCACCCGGAACGCGCUGGUCGUCCGCAUAAAUCUGUUGCGGAUAGACUAUCAGAAAGCGCAGCGCGCGCUUUACUAAGAGCGCGUGAUCUUCACACGGUCAGCUUACCGCCAGGAGGUCGGCCCGCUGACAGUAAACGUCCAUUGGCCCGGGCACAUUCAGCGACGCCUCGCUUAGCCGACACCGCCCUCGCUACGCAUUUCGAAAGAGCGCAAAUGCAACUAGCCGGCCCUUCCCAGCCACAGAUGCCUCAAAUGACACAAAUGCCCCAACCGAUGACACAGCCUGAACCAAAUGCACAUCGUAAACUCGUGCGACAAUUGACGCUGAACCCAGCGUGUGACCCGCGACUUUCGCAUACAGCAGCGGCGAGAGUAGCCUCUGCGCCUGUCGGAGUGACGGGUGCUGCGGGCUCGCAUAUGUCGCCUUGUGCUUCCGACGGGGCUUUACAACAUUGGGACGCCCGACGACGUAUGCAUUUCCACCUGACCGGCAUUUUCCCUGAAGCUCAAGUCGCCGAAGCUAUGGCCAUGUACCCAGAAGAAACGGACGCGCAGACCAUGUGCGCCAUCAUCCUGGCGAGAUACAGACCGAGCGAAGCGCAGCUCCCUCGACAUCUUCCGCACUGA
Chilo suppressalis (striped riceborer) is the source of this 1773-nucleotide messenger RNA. The record is from the annotation of a GenBank genome assembly. Lineage: Eukaryota; Metazoa; Arthropoda; Insecta; Lepidoptera; Crambidae.